CAUGUGUGUGUUUGACUCAGUGUGUGUGUGUGUCAGUGAGUGAUGUGUAUCCUUGGGAUUGGUCCAGAGGUAGAAGUGCAGAGGCUUGAACACAGAGCCCUCCCUGUUGAGCAUAAACCAGGCUACGACAUCUUAACCACGGACACACUUCACCUCCUAACCAUUCAUCCUGGACUGACUCUGCUCUCCAUCCACUAUCUUCAGCUCCACAGACAUACAGUCUCAUCUGCCGCAGUUGCUGUUAACCAGCUUACCUGACCCAGCUCUACAACAGACAGGACAGGACUAUCCGAGGAGGAUGAGCAACAUGGCCACGGAGAUCGUUGCCUUCAUCCUGACCAUAUCUGGAUGGAUCCUGGUCUGCUCCACGUUGCCUACUGAUUACUGGAAGGUGUCCUCCGUGGAUGGGACAGUCAUCACCACAGCGACCUUCUGGUCCAACCUGUGGAAGACCUGCGUCACGGAUUCUACAGGAGUGUCCAACUGUAAAGAUUUCCCCUCCAUGCUGGCUCUGGAUGCGUAUAUCCAGGUGUGUCGGGGCCUGAUGAUUGCGUCUGUGUGCCUGGGGUUCUUUGGAGCCACCCUGGCCCUGAUGGGAAUGAAGUGUACCAGGAUCGGAGGCUCAGAGAGCACCAAGGCCAGACUAACAGGCCUCUCAGGCCUUCACUUCAUACUCAAUGGGCUUUGCUCCUUGACUGCAUGCUCCCUGUACGCACACAGGAUCACAUCAGAGUUCUUUGACCCACUCUUUUUUGCUCAAAAGUUUGAGCUGGGCGCAGCGCUCUUCAUCGGCUGGGCUGGCUCUGUGCUCUGCAUUUCAGGAGGACUCAUAUUCUGCCUCUCCUUGUCAGAGGGCUUCAGGCAAGUUUGUACAAUUUAAUGAAACAAUGGUCAAUUACAGAAAAGUAUUACUUUGACAGACGUGUUCCCCCCCCCCCUUCCAUUUACUCAGUGUGUUAUGUAAUCUGUAAGUACUGUACGUAUCUCAACAUCAUGUUGACUGAGACACAGAAAUGGAAAGUUAUCUAUAAUAGAGUAGACGGACCGUAAAGCUUGUCAUUCAGUAAGGCAAUGAAGCUGUUUAAUAUGAACUGUAAUGAAGUUGUUUAAGUACUGGCAUAUCCAGGGAUCACUGUCAACAUCUUGUUUCAUAGUGACAACAGUAUAAGGACAUGCACUGUAUGUUGAUGACUGAAUGUUUUCUUUGUGUAUAGUAUCAACGCAUUUAUGUGAAAGUCACCUUGGGUGGGGGGCCUAGGGAACGAGUGCAUAGGGUGGGAUGAGGUAACAGGCUGCUUCAAUAACUGUCACUACAAUUGGCCUAGAUCCGAGACUUCUCUGUCUUCUGAACUCAAACUUUUUUUUUUGUUACCAUGGAAAGGGAAUGAGGACACUGUAUAUCUCAAAGGAGUAACCCUUAGUGUUUUCCUCUAGUCGAGCAGAGUGCUCCUACAGUGGUGGUACGUCUAUGGUAACCAAGCGUCACAAACCCGGCAAGUCUGCCAACAGUUUCUACAAAUCGCCAGUUUCCACAGACCCCCGAGUCCCAGCAGAGCACUCAAGGCAGUUUGGAAAGAACGUCUAUGUGUGACAACGGACGGACCACUGGCAUUGGGCAUAUGGUCAUAUGAGGUGACCGUGGACUGUUUGACCCUUGGGCUAAGCUUGUUGAGGUCACCUUUUCAUACCUCUUCAACCAGAACCCCAAUUCCUUAUUGAGACGGAUUCCUGUGUGAUUACAUUACCUAAGGGUGUGUUGCAUGCUACCUGCUUUUAUUUUCCUUGAUAUCGCACUUCUUUCCAAUGCACUGUACAUAGAACAUUGUUUUUGAUAUCUUCUCUGCCAAAGGAGACUCCUUGCUGUCUCUGUGCCUCUGCUGUAUAACUGACUUGAACAAUGUCACCCCCUGUGGCACAAACAAUGCUGGUGGAAAUAACCCUUGAAAUCAGCAAGAGGAAAUAGAUUGUUGGCUCCUCUCUAAAACCACAUUAGGUAAUAGGUCUCUUCUGUCAACGGGCGAUAAACAAAAGAAAUCAGAUAAGCUUGUUUUCUUCACAGGGCAGGAAAUUCGGUUUGGCUAGGAUCACAGUAUGAACUCCUGGGUCACCUUGAAGGGACAAACGAACUGGUGCUCUUCCAAAUCUAUUGUUGCUCAUUAGAUAUGCCUAAAGAACAAAUAUCAGGAAUAUGUGUCCGUUUGAGGUCAUCGAAAGACAUUACUCGAUUGGUUCAUUCCUGUACAUCUCCCAAUAUGUUGUAAACAGUGGCAAUGUCAAUAAAUGCUGUUUUUUUUUUGCAUACAAGAAGGAAUUCAGUGAUCAUUUUCUCUGAAUGAUCUGAUGAA
Oncorhynchus tshawytscha (Chinook salmon) is the source of this 2345-nucleotide messenger RNA. RefSeq names its product claudin-10-like. Gene Ontology annotation, cellular component: plasma membrane; bicellular tight junction. The transcript is spliced from 4 exons. NCBI's taxonomy places the organism in Eukaryota, Metazoa, Chordata, Actinopteri, Salmoniformes, Salmonidae. The record is from RefSeq and is a predicted model, not a curated record. Gene Ontology annotation, molecular function: structural molecule activity. The coding region runs from base 299 to 880 and encodes 193 amino acids. Gene Ontology annotation, biological process: bicellular tight junction assembly; cell adhesion.